GCCGCGUACAAGUGUGAAAGAGAGGAAGAGAGAGAGAGAGAGAGAGAGAGAGAGAGAGAGAGAGAGAGAGAGCAGUAGCAGCUGGCCUGGCGCUGAUGAGGCUUUCUCUCCGAGCCACGACCAAACGCACGAGAGAAGAAUCCCAACGGAAUAUUUCAUAGUAACAUCAAAGGAUGCUGGGCUGCUGGGAGUGUCACGAAGUACAGUAACAAAAGUUCUGCUGUAGCUCCCAGACUCUCCCAUCUCUCGGUUACUAGGACCAGCAGAAACUGAUUGUUUUGGGCACUUGCUUUCCCCUUCACACCUACCAGGCCCGGAUCGGUAGUAAGGAGAGCUUUGACACUCGACACUGAGUGCGAGAGCAAUGUGUGCUAACAAAUGCACAACAGUUCGCAACACGGGGCCGAGUUGUCAGUCCCGGACGAGACUUGUAACGGUGAACUCCCGCUGGGUGUGAAUCGGCCACAGAAAUCGGUGCCUGUGUGUAUUUGUUUCUUUUUUUCUUUCUUCCUCCCACACCCCGGGAGUAGCCUGGUGUGUUCUAGAGUUGGCCGGACGCAGCGCCGAAACGGGUCAGUGAUCUGCAGUGUCUGAGUGUACACUUAAAGUCUACAUGUGCUAUGGGAAAAGCAAAACUGAAGUGUACAUUUGUGUUUAAUUACCAUCGAGGAAAGUUCCCGACCAAACUUGCAAUGAAACUUUUAUGAAAAAGCUAAUGAUUGAAGGGAACGUGGUUGUAGUGAAAAAAACUAACAGUGAAAAUGUUUUCUCGAAAAAUGAUAAACACCUUGGCGAAGGUGAAUGAGCGUGAAAUUAUUUGCUUAGGCAGUAAUUAACCACCAUCAGAAGUGUGCUCAGCAGUGAACUGAUCGUGUGUACGUGUGUGACCUUGUUGUACAUAAGUGAGUACGAGGAUUGGGAUUGAAACGGAAUAAAAAAAAUGUUUCCCGUGAAGAGAAGUGAAACGCUAACACCGAUUGUAGCGUUUGGGCAGAAGUGUGUGGUGGAGGAUACGAUCAGCGAUCCUUGUUAGAGAAGAGAUGUGCAUUUCGGUCCGUGGUUGUUUGAGUGUGUGUCAUCAGUUGUGCGUUGGCUGCUGGCCUUCCAUCGUCUACUGUUGACGUCAAGGUGCGACUAUUUGGUGUGAACGAGCAUAGUAAUAAUCAUAUCCGUUCGAGCUGGCGGGCGGCAUGAUGGAAAGAUUGCUCUCGCGAUGGAACCCCACCGGACAGUCUUCGAAGCCGUUGUUUAUACGAUAAGGCCAACACCACCGCAACGCGCACCCACGAACCUUUUAGAAGGAACAAGUAUAACAGGCCAUUCCACUGGCUUCAACGCCGUCAAACGCCGGCGGAGCAUAGCAAUCCCGGCUGCAGGAACCAACCACGAAAGCAGACGGAGAAGCGUAGUAAAAAUAGCUUAUACAGGAGCACUACCAUCGACGGCAGCAGGAUGGGUGGGUUUCCGUUCGAGCGAACGACGGUUGACAGCUUUCUGUCACGCUACACGACGGAGACAUCGAUAUCGACCGCAACGACGACGGUCACGGCCGUGGAAGAGCUAUUCUUCAACGUCACAUCGUCAUCCGACUCGCUGCCCACCGCCAAUGGGACGCUGGAAGUCCUGGUGGAGGAUCCACCGACCUAUUCGCUAGCUCAGAUCAUCAUCCUCGGCAUCAUCGCGACCGUACUCAGUAUCCUCACCGUCGCUGGCAAUGUGAUGGUGAUGAUCUCGUUUAAAAUCGACAAACAGCUGCAAACGAUCAGUAACUACUUUUUGUUCUCACUCGCCAUUGCCGAUUUUGCGAUCGGGCUGAUCUCGAUGCCAUUGUUCUCGGUCACCACACUGCUGGGAUACUGGCCACUGGGACCACAUAUCUGUGACACCUGGCUAGCGCUAGACUAUCUGGCAUCGAAUGCUUCUGUGCUAAAUCUGCUGAUCAUCAGCUUCGAUCGCUACUUUAGCGUGACGCGGCCACUGACCUAUCGAGCGAAGCGCACGACUACAAGAGCGGCCAUAAUGAUCGGUGCAGCGUGGGGCAUAAGCUUACUGCUGUGGCCACCCUGGAUCUAUAGCUGGCCGUACAUCGAGGGCAAGCGGACAGUGCCCGAGAAAGAGUGUUAUAUUCAAUUCAUCGAGACCAAUCACUACAUUACGUUCGGUACGGCGAUCGCUGCGUUUUACGUGCCAGUUACCGUGAUGUGCUUCCUUUACUAUCGGAUAUGGCGCGAAACAAAGAAGCGACAGAAAGAGUUGAAAAAUCUAACCGGUGACCGGAAGAAAGAUUCAUCCAAGCGGUCCAACUCAAGUGAUGAAAACACAGCGGUCAACCAUUCAGGAGGUCACGUAUUGCCUGCUAGCGUUGCCGAGGAUGGCUGGCGAAGACCUCGCAGUGAGUCUUCAGCGGACGCGGAAAGCGUUUACAUGACCAAUGCCGUCCUUCCGGACGGUGCCUACGGACACGGCAUGCUAUCCCGACGAUCAAGCAUCACCAUGAACGGAGUCCCGAAAAAGCCGACCACCUUCUUCGGCGGCAUCAAAGAGUGGUGCAUCGCGUGGUGGCAUUCCGGGCGCGAAGACUCCGACGACUACGGGUAUGACGUCGAGGAACCGUCGGACUUAGGGUAUGCAACACCUGUAUCCAUAGAAACUCCCCUACCAAGCUCAGUCACCAGAUGCACCUCACUGAACGUGAUCCGUGAUCCAUAUGUGGCCGGCAGUGGCGGUCGUAGUAACGUUGUCAGCAUGAUACCGGACAUUUCGCCCACUCCGAUACGCCCUGCUCUGCCCCCGCUGGCCCAUCUGCAAGACAUGCACGGUGCACGGGAUUCUCGCUCGCUACCGAACAGCAACCGGUUAGGAUCGCGGUCAGUCAGCCAGGACUCCGUGUACACCAUCCUCAUCCGACUGCCACCGGAGGGUGGAUCGGGUGACGAGCGGGCACCCUCGAUCAAGAUGAUACAGGACGACGUACCGAUGUCGAUGACGGUACCACCGAGACGUCCGCUACCGUCGCGCGAUUCCGAUUACAUUUUACCGGUAGCGACGCGGCGCCAAUCAACCGCAACCACUGACUUCCGGUUACCGCUCUCGGCAAAGAUCAUCUCCAAACCGCUGUCGAAGCAGCAGCAGCAACUGCACCAGGCAAACCUUGCCCAAACCGCCCGCCAGGUGAAGAAGAAGAAAAAGUCCCAGGAGAAGCGCCAGGAAACGAAGGCCGCCAAAACGCUGUCGGCCAUCCUGCUGAGCUUCAUCAUCACCUGGACGCCGUACAACAUCCUGGUGCUGCUGAAGCCACUUACCGCGUGCACCAAGUGUAUACCGCAGGAGCUGUGGGACUUUUUCUACGCACUUUGCUACAUCAACUCGACCAUCAACCCAGUCUGCUACGCCCUCUGCAACGCUUCGUUCCGGCGGACGUACGUGCGCAUUCUUACCUGCAAGUGGCACACGCGUAACCGGGAAGCGAUGACGCGGGGUGUCUAUAACUGAACGGUGCCAAGCGGUUAGUUUUUACCAACCAAAAAUCAUCACCAAUCAAUUUUGAAGGUGUUGGAGUAUUGGAGAUAGAUUUAUUCCAUUAGUGCAGGGUCAUGUUUUGGUUGGGUGUCCUGGGAUGAUUGCGUUGAGAUGUUUAGUCCGUGUCGAAAUGGCCAAAAACAAUGAUGAGCUCUUUGAUGUUUAUUCUGGGGUGGUCCCGUGGUACAGUCGUCAACUUGCUCGACUUAACAACAUGCCCGUCGUGGGCUCAAGCCUAAAAAAUACAGUACCCCCGUAGCAUGGACUAUGUGACUAUUCGGCUGCGUCGUCCUGAACAAGUCUCGAAAUUUUGUAUAGGCCGGCAUGUCCGCGAGGGACGUUACAUCAAAUAGAAGUGCUUUACAUACUAUUUUUUGUAAGAUUUUUUUUCCUUAGAAAACUCCAUGGUACCGAUGAUCGAUUCUCAAUAAGUUGAAUACGAAAACAACUAUUGCAAUUAACUUGAGUAAAAUGUUAAAUUCUUGCACAUGAUUUCUAUUGCACAAACAAACAAAAAAUAUGUUUCUAGUGACUAAUCGUACAUUGAACCGUAAUGAAAGUAUGAAAGGAAUUUAGUACGUAAUAUGUGGUAUCUACUUUUGAUUUCUGCUCAAAAACUGGACUCAGCGACCAUAAGAAAACAAACUUUUUCUUCAUUCCAUCCUUACCCCAGACCGGAUAUCAAUCGACUUCCGAUGCCUCCGUUUUCUUGACAGUGCGAGCCUGCCGGGCGUCUCCGUUUGACCUUCGGUGACAGUUAAGCCCCGGCCAUCAGUCAGCUUCAGGCGCCUUUUUCCGACGGACACACGGUUGGUGUAGAUUUCUAAUAAGCGAGACUACGCGAAACGGAAGUCAAACCGUUUGCUGUUGCUGCUGUUGCUGCUGUGUCCCCAAGGAGCGUCAAGCUUCAACCGGAUACGAAAUCUCUUCCAUGGCUUUGCUGCUGCUGAGCCAAUUUAAUUCUCACUUGCUCCGGUUUCUAGCCUGUGUUUUCCUAAAUAAUUCCCAUUUCCCACACCUCAAGCCCUGCCCGCCCCGGUGCUACUGCGAUUCUUUUUCCCAAAAUCUUGUGCGCUUUGCGUGCCGUUCCGGUCGGUGCCUUUGUGUUUGUGGCUGUUGCGUGUUUAAUUAAGAUUAAUGAGUGUAUUUGCUUUACUGUUCUCGGCAUACAAGUUGACUGUUUCUCUUACUGUUAAUAUGAACAAAACAGAAGAAAAACGUGGUAAAGGGAUAAGCCGAGCCAAGGUGGGCAGUGUCUGUGGUAAAAGAGGAUGUUGGGCGAGAAGCUAAGCUCCUCUUUGCAUCCUUCCAUGUACGCUGCUACGGCGACGGAAGAUUCCAUUGGGGAAUAGGAAAAGUUCACUACAGACCGAGCAAUUUUCGCUAGAACGAGACGCUUGGUCACUAUGUCUCACUUAAGACUAGAGCGUAAGGUAAAAAUUCUACCGACAAACCAUCUUAGCAGUUCCUGUGUCAGCGUAUGAGUGCACACGCACUGCAGGAUUGGGAAAGCUCAUAAGCAUAAAGUGAGAGAUUUGGGAAUGUUUCUCCGAUGUUAAUUACAUUAAAUCUCAAUGUACAUCUCUGAAUACUUGAGUAAUCGCACACAGAUAAAGUUUUCCUGGUAAUGUCAAUGUUGGCACACGCAGGUUGGAAAGUCGUAACACAUACAGUAUCGGACAUUAAGAUAGGACCCUUUUUUUUCAAUGCACCGUGCACUUGUUUUGCCACGUUACUUGUGUUUGUGUGUGUGUAUGUGUGUGUGUGUGUAUGUGUGUGUGUGUGUGAGUGUGUGUGUGUAUGUGUGUGUGUGUGUGCAUGUGUGUGUGUGUAGUAGUAGUAGAAAGAGAGUGUGCUUUUAAAUGUGUAUUUGCAAGUGCGCGGGUUUGUGUCUGAAAAACAUAGCUUGCCAUGAUGUCAUAUUGCGUUGAAAUUAUUCUUAUUAUGUGUGUUAUCAUGUGAAACAUCGUGCGUUUACACUUGGAUAAAAACUAAAGUUUGCAUCGACAGCAGCGCUUGUUCCUCGGACGAAAACGCAGGUGUGCUGUUUCAUGAAUGUGAAUGCGACACCGGUGCGAAAUGGAUACGCGCACAAUAGCAAUGAACUCGGCAUUCCCUCACAGGUGUUUCUCCAGUGCACGCCAUUGAAAGGCCUUCGUGCAUCUCUGCGUUGCACGUUGUGUGCGAAUGGUAAACUUUGUGCGUGCAUUGAGCUGGCGCGCAGUUAUUCUUUUCAAUGGGCGUUUUGUUUCAUGAGCGCGGCAGUAUUCUUUUCUCGAUUUUGAAGGGAAGACGCUUACUCGCGUACUCGUUGAUAGUUUUUAUCCAUGCGAUGUUUUUGCUGCUCCAAAACGAUGUAAUUCAUCGCGUAUAGAAGUAGAACGCAGGCAGAGCACGGGAUCAGCCGUGUCCAAGUUUUUAACCAGUGCGUUCUUGACGGUCCAAGCAAGCAAUGUUAGUAACAAUGGGUCGAGGUAAACGUUGUACCGAUCAUCAGCGCCAUAUGUAAAAGCGAAUGGCUGCUGCUGGCAUUAAGCGCAAAAGGAUCGAGUUCGUAAUGGAACGAUCGCGCACUUUUGUGGCAAACGCGCUUCGGACAACCGAAACGUGCUUAGACAACUGAAACGCGUUUGGACAACCGAAACGCGCAAGUCAACCGGACGUCCUCAGAAGACCACGGCGAAAGAAGACCGUAACAUUGUUAAUACAUCGAAAACACACUGAUCGCGAGGGCGGUGGUCCUGCUUAUCACACCAAAAACCUAACCCAAAACACAAAAAAACUACUUACAAAUCUAUUCGAAACGACCUACUUGUGAAACAAACACACACAUCAAUACACAUUCAAACAUACAUCCACACACACACACACACACACAUGCACACACACAUAUACACACACACACAAACACACAUACACACACAUACACACACAUACACACACACAAACACAAGCACAUACAAACCACACAUCAACUUGGCCCAACGGGUGCACGGUGCGUUAAAAAACCAAUGCCCUAUCUUUCUGUCCGAUACUGUACACACGCAUCACGUGGUGACGAUUAUUUAAAAAGGGACAGCCCAUGGGGAAAUUGUUUUAGCGCUCUGUACAAUGAUUAUGUUCUAAUUUAGAACAUUUGCUGUAAUUCAACACAAACAUAUUUGUGAAAUUUUUGUGUAAUAGUUGAUCGUUUGCGUUGAGUGCUCGUUUGUUUUGGGUCCCUUUAAGUGAUAGGAUAGACUUCAGGGUACACUAUUUAUUCACGGUUCAGCAGAUUUCUUACAGAUUUUGGUAUAAUAUCGAAUAAUAUCGAAUCGAACUUACAUUGAAGAGAUACUAAAGAGGCAAACAUUUUUAAAAUAUCAAACUGUAAUUACAAACAUUUUUAGUAUCAAAGGGAAUUCUUUGCGCAUAGGUCGUGCUGCUGGCUUUGGCCGCAUAAAAAAGGCAGUUUUUACUGAAAACAAAUAUGAAAAUCUUGCAAAAUUGGUAACACAAUACUUCAAAAAGCAUCGCAUGAGAUAGUUGAUAGCGUCUUUUUUAAAUUGUUAGAACUGUGUUGAGCUAGGAAGUUGUGGUGUGACGUAUUGUGAAGCUCUUCAGGACAUUCCAGGACACCGAUAAAACAAAAUACAAAAACUCUUAGUUAAGCUAUAGCACAUUGAACGAUGACAAAGCAAAAAACAAAAUCAAACUCUGUAACAGUUAAGCUUGAUGAGUAAUAAUGGUUAAAACGGUAAACAAACAUCGAUAUCAUCUUGAAGAAAAGCAUCCUAAAUGGCGAUUGUAUGUUUAACGGCCUAAAUAAAGUUAGUAACGACACAACAUUUACAUACACUUUCGUGAGCAUGGAAUGCCACAACAUCCAAUGCACCAAACAAACAGUUUACCAUUACUUCUCACAAGCACAAACGGUGCACAAUCACAGGACGGCGUUGCGUUAUAAUCCUCCUGUUACGUUACGGUGUUAGAUAGGUGUUUGAAUCAACUGAGUGUGUGUGUGAGAGAGAAAGAGCGAGAGAGAGAGAGAGAAAGAGCGAGAGAGAGAGAAAGAGCGGGAAAGAUAGAGAGAAAUAGAGAAAGCGAGAGUGCGUUGAAUUGAUAAGCGAAGUACGUUAACGAAGUGGUUAAUUUUUAAUCAGUUAAUCGUGCGCGCAACGUGUUCAGUUGAGUUUAAACACUCUCUAUAUACAUCUUUGGACAGCAAAAAUACACUAUUGUAGCAAGGUAGAAACCAGGAACUUUAUCGUAUGUAAAUCACUAGCACUUACGCAACGCGUAGAAUGAACUGUACUAGCGAGAAUUUAAGAUAAAAACAUACCAAAACACACACAGUAGAUCAGAUAGGAAGGUGACGAAAACCAAACCGUUCAACACAGCGACAAACAAUGUAAUUAGCCACAAACAUGUAAAACGGUAGCGAUAGUAGUGUGCAAAUAGUAGAACCAUUUCAUCGUCAAAAAUAGUACCAAUCUCAUAACAUUCAUUAGCGCACUAGGUGCGGACAUAGACAUUGCUAAUUUAGUCGCAAAAAACCUAGUGCGUAGACAAACAAAUAUCGAUGGUCGGUAGUACCGGUAACGCUGCAAAUAUAGCCACUGCAAAACGGUGACCACACACACAAUUGAAACAUUGCUCACGGAUUAGGGAAAAGAGGGAUGCGUCGGAAUGCCGUCGUCAUCGUCAUCAUUGUCGAACGCGCUCGAACAAAAGUAACCCUCGAACGGUCCGAGUCGUUGGUGAAGGUAGCACUCUGUAAGAGAUUGCAAGAAAGCUGAUGUUUUUGACUUACGGUCACUGCUACCAGACAGAUCAGAGAGGCCUGAAGUCGAGCGCGUUCAAGGAUUAGAAGAUAGUAAUUGAUAUGUGAAAAAAGAAACCAAACAAAACGAACCAAAUGUUGACUUUAAGCAAAUGGAAUUAAUGUGUAGAAUUUUUUGUACAGAAAAUUGUGACCUAUCCGCGAAAUGUUUUACCUUUAUUAGAUUUAUCGUACAGCUAAAUUUUCUGUUGCCUUUUUCCGUGGUGGAGAUUUUCAUACUGCCUGUAAGCAUUGUGUGCAAUGUUUCAUGCGAUUUGUUGAUUAACAUUGUACACAAGAUUGCAAGAUUCACAUAAAAAUAGUAUUAACGCUUCAUAACGCUUCGUAACGCUUUCCGUUUCUUUUCGGCCUCAUUUCAUAUUCCACACAGUAUACCACACAAUCAUUACCGCAAGUAAAAGAAGAUAUUGAAUGAUUCAGUACUGGGAAAAGCUAAUAUAAAAACUGUAACGACAAGAACACACAGGCGAUAACAAUGUAGGGAAGGCAUAAUUUCGCACAGAGUACGAAAACGUUAUAUAUUAUU
Molecule: messenger RNA, 8867 nt
Organism: Anopheles coluzzii
Lineage: Eukaryota; Metazoa; Arthropoda; Insecta; Diptera; Culicidae
Gene: mAChR-A
Product: muscarinic acetylcholine receptor DM1
Exons: 6
Coding region: 1453-3492 (679 amino acids)
Biological process (GO): G protein-coupled receptor signaling pathway, coupled to cyclic nucleotide second messenger; chemical synaptic transmission; adenylate cyclase-inhibiting G protein-coupled acetylcholine receptor signaling pathway
Cellular component (GO): synapse; dendrite; plasma membrane
Molecular function (GO): G protein-coupled acetylcholine receptor activity; G protein-coupled serotonin receptor activity
Source: RefSeq, a predicted model, not a curated record